AUGAGCACUGUGUCGAUCAGCAAGUCCCCGUCGGUGUUAGUCGCACCAUCGGAGGCGACGGUCAACGGCGGCGACAUCAUUCUCUCGUCUUAUGACAAGAUGUUUGGUGGUAGAUCAGUUACGGUGUUCUUCAUCUUCGAGUAUCCAAUCCAAGAUCCCAUCGAGACGAUCAAAAGGGGAUUGUCCCAAGCACUUGUCCACUACUACCCUAUCGCUGGCCGCCUUGCUGCCGGGGCCGCAGCCGGCGAGUUCGUCAUCAGAUGCACCGGAGAGGGGGUGUCCUUCGUUGCGGCGUCUGCCAACUGCGCCAUCAAGGACGUCCGAGAGUUUUGUGACUCGUCGCUGCAAGAGGAGCUCGCCGUCUUGUACGCGGACGAGGGUUUCAGCUACUCUGAGCCAUUGAUGCUGAUGCAGGUGACCGUCUUCUCUUGCGGCGGGUUCGUCAUUGGGGUGACGUUGAACCAUUCCGUUUGUGAUGGCAUCGGGAUGGCGCAGUUCAUGCAGGCGAUGGGAGAGCUCGCCCGCGGGCUACCGUCGCCGUCCGUCAUCCCGGUGAGGUCCAAGGAUUCGUUCGUGUUGGACCUGCCUCCAUUUUCCACAAACUUUGUUCGCUUUCUGGGCACCCUCCAGCCCUCUCCAAUGGAGUUCCUGGACAUUACUGUGCCAUCAAGCUUAAUCAACCGCAUCAAACGCACGUAUACCAUGAAUUACGGGCAGCCAUGCUCCGUGUUCGAGGCAGUUGCCGCAGUUCUAUGGCGGUGCCGAACCCGUGCAAUCAUGUCCGAUCCGGCGGCCCUCGCCGUGCUUACAUUCCCAGCAAACGCACGAAAGCAUGCGGUUGCCAGGGAGGGCUUCUACGGCAACUGCGUCACCGCACAGCUGGUCAUGGCGACGAGCGGCGCGAUGGCGGACGGCGACAUCAUGGAGCUAGUGAAGAUGAUCCAGCAUGCCAAGGAUCGGGUGCCCGGCCAGACAGAGAUCGACGAGAUGCGGCAGUUGGAUGGGUACAAUCUUUUCCUCAUGUCGUGUUGGCGAAACCUCGGCAUGGAGGAGAUUGACUUAGGCUUUGGACCGCCGGCGAGAUUGAUGGAGUACACGCAGGUAAGGACGAAGCUGCCGAGCUGCGCGACGUGCGUCCCUUGCAAGGACGAGUACAACGUGCAGUCCUUGUGCGUGAAGGAGGAGCACGCCGACGCGUUCCUCCAAGAAUUAGCUAAAAUCGACCUCACUUAUAAUCCGCUUUCCGUUUCAUCCAAGCUUUGA
Molecule: messenger RNA, 1263 nt
Organism: Triticum aestivum (bread wheat)
Lineage: Eukaryota; Viridiplantae; Streptophyta; Magnoliopsida; Poales; Poaceae
Product: acyl transferase 15-like
Exons: 1
Coding region: 1-1263 (420 amino acids)
Source: RefSeq, a predicted model, not a curated record